AUGAGCAGCGCGAGCCAGCAGGGGUCGACGGCCGAAGAAGAGCGCCGCAGCUUCCUCGCCUGGACCAAGAGCAUGGACGCGCGGGAUGCUGCGAUCGACUUCGUCACGCAGUUCUGCAAGACCAUGGCGCGCGACCUGUACCCGCCGGCGUCCAUCGAGCGCAUCUUCGGCGUCGCCAUGCCCACGACGGAGCCGGCGCCGUCGCCGGGCAUCAUGUCGAUGGAGGAGUUCAUGGCAAGCAUCCCGGUCACAACGAAGGCCAUGCCGAUGGGCAAGAUUGUCUUCAACGUGUGGGUUAGUCUGCACAAGCAAGACUUCUUCAAGGAAGACGACAUGGUCUUGGCGCUGUUGAAGGGCAUGCUGCCCGCCUACUUUAUGGACUGCGUCCUGAAGAAGUACCACGCCGGAAACGGGAGCUACUACGAGGCAGAACUUCUCCAGCGCGGGUUCCGUGCCAUCGAAUGGGACCUUGAAGUCCACGAAAUUCUCGCCAAGAAGCAGAACCCGCCUGCAAGUCAGUGGCAGGCGACGCCAACGAGCGACGUCAAGACGCCCGACGCUCCUAGCACGCCGACGCCCGACGCCGAGCCACGCGCAGAGAAGGGGCCGCUCGGUCUGCUCGUCAACGGCAGCACGCUCUCGCCGUGCGUCGUGACGAUGAACACGAUGUUUGAGAAGUGCCCGAUCGCACAUGCCGCUGGCAUUCCCCUCUACGUCCGCAAGUGCGCCGGAGAAAGCAAGGAAGCUUCGUGCUACAUCAUCUCCCGGAUGAUGUCGGACCCCAAGAUCGGCUUGGCGUCCAUUCCCUGGACCGAUGGGGUGGCGUUUACCAAGGACGAUUGGGCCGCUUUGGACGAUUUCGAGAUGAUGAUGCUCGACGACGGGCCGCCGUCGGUUACCCGUGCCGACUUUGAGGCGUUUGCACGGAGCCGCACCGACUCGAAGGCGGGUAUCAUCCUCGAAGCGCUCUUCCCCAAGGGCCGCGCCGUCGUCAUCUCAGGCUUGCAGUCGAGCACGGAGCUCAACGGUCUUCGCGGGGUCGUCAUGGGGAACUACACCAACGGUCGUAUCGGUGUCGCCGUUGCCGGGCGUAGUGCGCCCGUGGCCGUCGCCCCCACCAAGCUCCAGACGGCGCCAUAGAUGGCGGUGCUACUCGUAUGUUUGUCCGUGCAUCGUUCGCGUUGAUUCUGCAUGUAAGAGGCUCCAUAGUAAGAGUAAUGAUUUUCGUCCCA
This is a messenger RNA of Saprolegnia parasitica CBS 223.65, 1232 nucleotides long. RefSeq lists its product as hypothetical. The coding region runs from base 1 to 1140 and encodes 379 amino acids. NCBI's taxonomy places the organism in Eukaryota, Oomycota, Saprolegniomycetes, Saprolegniales, Saprolegniaceae. The record is from RefSeq and is a predicted model, not a curated record. The transcript is spliced from 2 exons.